Molecule: messenger RNA, 3033 nt
Organism: Nerophis lumbriciformis (worm pipefish)
Lineage: Eukaryota; Metazoa; Chordata; Actinopteri; Syngnathiformes; Syngnathidae
Source: RefSeq, a predicted model, not a curated record
AUGGCAGAGAUGGAAGGCUUGGAGUUUGGGAAGUCUGAUUUUGUGCUUCUGGAUGAGGUCACUAUGGAGCAGUUUAUGGAGAAUCUUAAAUUGAGGUUCGAAAAGGGUCGUAUAUACACCUAUAUCGGCGAUGUGGUGGUGUCUGUCAAUCCCUACAAACAAAUGGACAUCUACGGCAAGGAUGCCAUCAACGCAUACCGCGGUCGCGAACUGUAUGAAAACCCACCUCACCUCUACGCAGUAUCCGACGCUGCCUAUAAGGCCAUGAAGAGACGAGCUAAAGACACUUGUAUCGUCAUUUCAGGUGAAAGUGGUGCCGGGAAAACAGAAGCCAGUAAAUACAUCAUGCAGUACAUCGCCGCUAUCACAAACCCGAGUCAGAGAGCGGAUGUCGAAAGUGUGAAGAACAUACUGCUAAAGUCCAACUGUGUUCUUGAGGCUUUUGGAAACGCCAAAACCAAUCGUAACGACAACUCCAGCCGCUUUGGGAAGUACAUGGACAUUAAUUUUAAUUUCAAUGGCGAUCCAAUGGGAGGACACAUCAACAACUACUUGCUGGAGAAGUCCAGAGUGGUUAACCAGCAACAAGGGGAGAGGAACUUUCAUUCAUUUUACCAGUUUUUACGAGGAGCAGCGAAUGAAAUGAUUGCAUCGUUUCACCUGCGAAAUGAUCCAGGUGUCUACGUGUAUACCAAAGAGGGUGCUGCAGCAACUACCUGCAACAAUGAUCACUCAAGCCACAAAGCUGUGCUUCAUGCACUGGAAGUUAUUGGCUUCUCCAAAGAUGAAAUUAAAUCCAUUUAUCAAAUUCUCGCAUCCAUUCUACAUCUUGGUAAUAUUGAGUUUGGGAGCGAUGGUGAGAAUGUCGAAAUUUCCGACCUGGAAAUUGUGAACUACAUUUCAGAGUUGAUCAACACUGACGCCGAAAGCGUCACUAAGAGCUUGCUAUACCGCACUGUGGCCACCGGUGGGGGCGACGUCAUCGAGAAGGGUCACACAGAAGAAGAAGCGUGUUUUGGGCGAGAUGCUUUCAGCAAGGCCCUCUAUGAGAGACUUUUUGGGUGGAUUGUCGGCCGCAUCAAUGACGUCAUUGAAGUGAAAGAUUACAACCCGGUGCUUCAUGGGAAAAAUACGGUUAUCGGAGUGCUGGAUAUCUAUGGAUUUGAGAUUUUUGACAACAACAGUUUCGAACAGUUUUGCAUCAACUACUGCAACGAAAAGCUUCAGCAACUUUUCAUCGAGUUGAUCCUUCAACAGGAGCAAGACGAAUACAAUCGAGAGGGAAUCCAAUGGCAGCAUAUUGACUACUUUGACAAUCAAAUCAUCGUUGAUUUGGUGGAGCAGCAACACAAAGGGAUCAUCUCCAUUUUGGAUGAAGCUUGUCUUACUGUUGGGAAAGUCACUGACACUGUUUGCCUGGAUAGCAUGGACAUUAAAUUGGCACAACAUCCUCACUAUACCUCCCGCAAGCUCAACCCUACCGACAAAACCAUGGACUUUCAGAAGCAUUUCCGAAUCCGCCACUAUGCUGGGGAUGUCACAUAUUCCGUGGAGGGCUUUUUGGACAAAAACAGAGACCUGCUUUUCCAAGAUUUCAAGCGCCUCAUGUACAACAGCUCCAAUACAGUCAUGAAGGAAAUGUGGCCAGACGGUCAACUGGGCAUCACAGAGGUCACCAAGCGACCACUUACAGCAGCCACUCUGUUCAAAAACUCCAUUGUGGCGUUAGUGGAAAAAUUGGCAUGCAAGGAGCCGUAUUACGUGAGAUGCAUCAAACCGAAUGAGGUCAAGUCCCCGCUGCUGUUCGAUGAUGCUCGCUGCCAACAUCAGGUCGCCUAUCUGGGCCUUCUGGAGAACGUCAUGGUGCGCCGAGCUGGUUUCGCCUACAGGCAGCCUUACGCUCGCUUCUUACAGCGCUAUAAAAUGACUUGCGAGUACACUUGGCCCAACCACUUGAUGGAAUCGGACAGGGACGCGGUGGAAGCCAUCGUCAGACAGCACGGAUUCCAAGACGACGUGGCGUACGGUCACUCCAAGCUUUUUGUGCGAACGCCGCGAUCCCUCUUUACUUUGGAGCAGGAGAGAGCCGCCCUCAUUCCCAUCCUUGUGCUUUUCCUACAAAAGGUAUGGCGGGGGGCUCUCGCUCGAAUGAGGUGCCGGCGAAUGAAGGCCAUCUACGCCAUCAUGGGCUGCUUUAAGCGCUACAAGGUCAAGGCCCACUUCUGGGAAGUGGAGCAGCGCUUUGCAAAUGUGAGGAACAUGGCCGAUUACGGGAAAAGCGUCAUGUGGCCAACGCCGCCCGCUGCUCUCGCAGGGUUUCACGCCAUCACGGUCUCGCUGCAUCGCAGGUGGUGGGCAAGACAGAUGGUGAAGAAAAUUCCGCCGUCCGAUAUGCCGGAAAUUCGAGCCAAAGUCGCCGCUUUGACCGCUCUGGGUGGCGAAAGGAAAGACUGGGGUUGCGUUCGAGCUUGGGAAAGGGACUACCUGGCCAAUGUGCGAGACUGCCCACAAACCAGUUCCGGCUUCGCUCGCUUCGCCCGGGAGCUGCGGAACAAAGACGAGUACAGUCAAGUCCUCUUUUCUGGCUUCUGUCGGAAGAUGAACAGAUUUAACAAAAGCACAGACCGUGGCGUGCUUAUCACAGACAAGUUCUUCUACAAAUUAGAGCCCAAAAAACAAUUCAAGGUUCUGAGGAAAACCCCUUUGGACACAUUUACAGGACUGAGCAUAAGCGCCGGACUGGACCAGAUGGUGGCGUUGCACACAUCCUCACAGGAUGACCUUCUUUUGUGCCUUCAAAGUGGAGAACUCUGUCCAAACCAGGACCGCGUGGGCGAGCUGGUGGGCACGUUGGUGGACCAUUUCACACGUGUACGAAAAACGUCGUUAACCGUGAAGGUGUGCCCUUCGGCCAUCCGACUCCAGAUGCGGGGCAAGUCAAAGACGGUCACCGUGGAAGCCAAGGCGGGACAAAUAAUCGCUGAUUUCAAGAAGAGCAAAGAUGGUUUUGUUCUACUGGUGCCGACCAAGUGA